This is a messenger RNA of Acaulospora colombiana, 636 nucleotides long. NCBI's taxonomy places the organism in Eukaryota, Fungi, Glomeromycota, Glomeromycetes, Diversisporales, Acaulosporaceae. The record is from the annotation of a GenBank genome assembly.
AUGCGCCUAGAUGGAACGCGCUUUACUCUUGGUAAUGUUAGACCCGAGGAAACUGUCAUGAAUAUAAAAAAAAAAGUCGAUACACUUUUAAAGCAUAAUGACAACCUCCUUCAAGAUCCAUAUCCCUUGUCCGACUACAGCAUCGCUAACGAAUCUACACUCAUUCUCUAUCAAAUAUUCCAUGUUCAUAUUUACACGUCUCCCUCUGAUAAGAUUGACCUUUCAAUCUCAUCGACUGAGAAAGUUCCUGACCUAAAACAAAAAAUCGAAGAGCGCUUGAGAAUUCCCGUUGGUCACCAAAUUUUAUACCGUGGUGAUAUUGAACUUGAAGAUCAUCGCACCAUCGCCAAAUGUGGUAUUAAGAGUGGAGAUAAUAUUUGUCUGAUUCACCGUUAUUCUGGAACGAUGCAAAUUGAUGUCAAAACCUUUGAAGGCAAAUCGAUUGGAAUUUUCACUGUGCCCGAUGAAAAAAUUUUAAAGAUUAAGGAAAAGCUUGAUGAAUAUAUAAAUACGAAAGUUGAGAGAAUAAAGCUAAUUUAUAAAGGUAAAGAGCUUAUCAACGAACUUACUGUUAAAGAAUAUGGUAUUACCAAGAAUAGCAAAAUUUAUCUGGUUGCGAGACUGCCUGGCGGCUAA